AUGAAGCUGCUGCUGAUUUUAUCUCUCUGUCUCCCUCUGGCGGCUGAGGCGCAGACAUUCGGGCAGCUCUGCAGAGGAAACCCGUCCAACGCGAGACGUACCUCAGACUCAUGGGGUCAGGGGCACUACGGCGCCUCCAGGGGGGGUCGUCUGCACCAAGGUCUGGAUAUCUCUUGUUCUGACGGUGAUGAGGUCCUGGCUCCGUUUGAUUUGGAUCUGACCGGAUCUCUGACCGUCUACACCGACCCCAAGAAGAGCGCCAUCAACGCCGGCAUCAACCUCCGUGGAGCAGGUCUGUGUGUGAAGCUGUUCUACGUGCAGCCGGACAAGGUCAGAGGUCGUGUGCAGAAAGGUCAGAAGAUUGGGGUCAUGCUCCCGAUGCAGUCGGUGUAUCCUGGCAUCACAUCACACGUCCACGUGCAGCUGUGCGACAAGAGCGACCCCACUGGCUACUUCUAG
Molecule: messenger RNA, 459 nt
Organism: Knipowitschia caucasica
Lineage: Eukaryota; Metazoa; Chordata; Actinopteri; Gobiiformes; Gobiidae
Source: the annotation of a GenBank genome assembly